Molecule: messenger RNA, 3819 nt
Organism: Lytechinus pictus (painted urchin)
Lineage: Eukaryota; Metazoa; Echinodermata; Echinoidea; Temnopleuroida; Toxopneustidae
Product: DGAT1/2-independent enzyme synthesizing storage lipids-like
Exons: 7
Coding region: 751-1773 (340 amino acids)
Molecular function (GO): acyltransferase activity
Source: RefSeq, a predicted model, not a curated record
GUAUAGAUAUCACUAAUGCAUAUCGUAAACAUAAACAACUGCAGCAGUGGACCUUUCUGGCUUAGCUUUAGCUAUGCCAUGAUUUAGUUAAGUAAUACUGUAGUGUUAAUACUGUAGUGUUAAUACUGUAGUGUUAAUUAACAAGUGUCAGUGAGUAACAAGUUGGAAAGUACAGUAGGCCCACUAAUCGAGAACCAUUUUUGUAUCUUUACGUCGUGACGCACACAAAACCUGGGCAGUAUUAUCUGAAUUUCAUUGGCUAAACUGCAACUCAAAUCCCCCUCAAAUCAAACUGACCCGAAAAGGCGUAAACGGAGCUGGAGCUGCGGAGACAAUUUAUUGGGAGAGAUUCAGAUUGCACCGCCGCGCCGGCUGUGCCGUGCCCGGGACGCUACUGCUAUUAUUUAAGUCUGAAUGAAUGAUUAGGCGGAGUCUUCUUCCAGCUCAGCUCAGCUCAGCCCAGCUGCAGAUCUCCAAAGGCCAACCUCGCCUGGGCAAAUCAAACAUAGAACCUACAAAAGUACAAAUGUAGAGAAGAAGAAGAGGAUCUUGAAUGUUCUGUUCUCAUUCACUGUAUUGCUAGAGAACAAAUAUGGCCUUUUCAUCGUUUUAAUAUCUCACUACAGUAACACUACAGUCACUGACUACUGAGUCAGUAACAUUAAGUAUAUUAAAUCUGCCCUCACUUGGCACUGUUGACUUUUUACUUUAAGUUUUGAGAAAAAAAAAUUGAAGCACACUUUAGGAGAGAUGGAGUUUGAAAUAGAGCAGUGUGAAGCAUCCCAGGAGCAUUGCAAUCAAUUCAUGUCAUCAGGAGUUGGCAACAAUGAUACAAUGUCAGCUCUUGCUUUACUGAUGGGAACAACAUGGCUGUUCUACUGGGUUCUCUCAAGACUUUUCUUAUUUGUAGCGUUUCUCAACAUCAUCCCACUUAUGGUGCUAAUGUUCCUCUAUAUCUCUUCAUUCUACGCUCAUAUCUACAAGACUUGGUACCACAUUGGUGGUGACUCCACAUCCCAGGUCUACACGGCGUCGGUUUUCGAGAGGGCUAGGAACAACAUCGUCAUGGCAUGGGAUCUUUUUGGGAAAAUUUGGUUCGGUUAUGAAAUUCAAGGUUUGGAAAACGUACCAAAGGAGGGUGGAGCAAUGUUGGUGUAUUAUCAUGGGACUAUUCCUAUCGAUAUCUACUUCAUCAUCAGUAAAAUAAGAUUAGAGUGCAAGCGCUCUUUGAAUCUAGUCGCUGAUAGAUUUGUUUACAAACUCCAUGGCCUCAAGCUCCUGUGGAGAAUCUUUGCAGUGACAACAGGUAACAGAGAGGAUUGUGUUCGGAUCCUCAAGGAGGGUAACUUAUUGGCCAUAGCACCAGGUGGUACCAGGGAGGCCUACUUCAGUGGAAAUACAUACCCUCUCAUGUGGUUCAAGAGGAAAGGCUUUGCACAGGUUACGAAGGAAGCUAAAGUGCCUAUCAUUCCAGUCUUUACUCAGAAUUGCAGAGAAGCCUUCCGUACACCCAAGCUAGGGCGUAACAUCCUCCGGUGGCUGUAUGAGAAGACUAGAGCCCCAUUGGUUCCAAUCUAUGGGGGUUUCCCUGUGAAACUGAAAACAUUCAUCGGUCCUCCAAUACAAUGGGAUCCUCAAAUGACAGUAGAUGACAUUGUACAAAAGGCCCAUGAAGCAGUUGAGGGUUUGAUUCAAAAGCACCAGAAAAUUCCAGGUAGCAUCCGAAGAGCUUUCCUUGAACGCUUCUCAACCUCCAAAGAAAAGGAAGAAUAAGUACCUUAGGUAGAAGAUAAAUUUCAGGUCUAAGACAGUACAUGUUUAGAUCUAUACAGUCUUUCGACCCCAUAUAAUAAAUAUAUAUGAAUCAAAAUAGAAAUGCCUGACAGUGUACAAUCAUACUUUGGACCACUUUGGCCCGAAUUCACAAAAGUAGUUUUGAAAAUCCAUGGCUGAAUCUAUGGUUUAUGCAGAUUUCCUGCAUAAAUUAUGCUUAAUUUACUGCGUAUCGGGCGCGUGUAUAAAAAAUUCCAAUGCUGAUGCGCACUUUUGUCACAGUGCGCCAAAUUGGCCCCUGUUACCAUGGUUAGAUACGCUAUUUUAUUAAUGAGUCCACUGUUUGAAGAGUGGACUCAUUCAUUCAAAACAGAGGACUCAUGAAUAAAAUAGCGUGGAUAACCACAGUAACAGGCGUCAAUUUUGUGCACUGUGACAAAAGUGCGCGUCAGGAUUGGAAUUUUUUAAUAUACACAGUAAAAUAAACGUAAUUUAUACAGGAAAUCUGCAUAAACCAUGGACUCAACCGUUGGUUUUCAAACCACCUUUGUGAAUUCAGGCCGAUAUGUCUUAAGACCUCUGCACACCUUACGAUUGGUCCAUGGCCCAAUCUUUUAACAAGUCAGAUUUAUUUUUUGAAACUGAAUGAAAGGUAUCUUUUUCUUUGAGGUUCAAAUUAGCUGUAAGAACACUAUAUAACCAUUUUGGAUGAUUGCAAGCAUUUAUUAGGGGGAAGUCCAUAUUGGUUUCAAAUAAAUAGCCAAUCAUACGAUUGCUGUGAUGUCAUGACAACUAGAUAUUCAAUUAACUUUUAUUCUAAUAUUCAUGGCAGCAUAGUCACAGUAUUUGUGCAAUGAUUCAGAAGUCUAUUGAGUAUUAUGUUCCAUGUCUCAAUAUUCACAUCAAAUUUUACCAAGUUUUAUUCCAAAAUUGGGUCACAGACCAAUCAAGAGGUGUGUGGUGGCCUUUACCUAAAUGUGUAUUGAAAUUUUAAUUUGAAAAUCUGUUUUUUCCAUGAUUUGGUAUUUUGUGAUUUCUUCUCAUCAAGUACUGUUUAUGUGUAUGGUAGAUAUGCUAAGAAUAUUUGUUUUAAUCCAAUGUGAUACUUAAAGGGCUUAAGUAUUCAUAAAGUACUAAAGUAUACAGGAAUUAUUUAUACAUUAGUAACACCAUGAAAAGAGAAGAUAAAAUAUGCUGGAGUUUUUAAGGAUACUGUAAGUCUGACAUGAUAACCCAUGUAAUAUUCUGUUUAAAGGACAAGUCCACCCCAACAAAAAGUUGAUUUGAAUAAAAAGAGAAAAAUCCAACAAGCAUAACACUGAAAAUUUCAUUAAAAUCGGAUGUAAAAUAAGAAAGUUAUGACAUUUUAAAGUUUCGCUUAAUUUCACAAAACAGUUAUAUGCACAUCCUGGUCGGUAUGCAAAUGAGGGAACUGAUGACAUCACUCACUAUUUCUUUUGUAUUUUUAUUAUAUGAAAUAUGAAAUAUUCUAAUACUCUCCUCAUUGUCCUGUGAAACAAAGUUUUAUUUCUCCCUGAACAUGUUGAAUUACCAUUGCUUAACAUUUUAUGGUUAUUUCAAGUUGGUCCUCAUUGUCAAAUCUGCAAAAAUUGAAAUAAUGUAAAAUUCGAACAAUGAAAAACAAAAGAAAUAGUGAUUGAGGGACAUCAUCGAUUCUCUGGUUUGCAUGCGACUAAAUUGUGCAUAUAACUUUUUUGUUAAAAAUAAGCGAAACUUCAAAAUGUCAUAACUUUCUUUUAUUUUACGUCCGAUUUUGAUGAAAUUUGCAGCAUUAUGCUUGUCUGAUUUUUCUAUAUUGAUUCAAAUCAAUAUUUUGCUGAGGUGGACUUGACCUUUAAUAUUACCAAUUUUCAGGGUUUAGAUCAAGCUGUAGCAGUUUGAAAUCUUCUUAGCAGGGUACCGGUAAUGAAAAUGUCAGAAAUUAUGGAAAGAGGGAGAUAAAAGUGUUUUUUGAUUCGCUUGCCACAGAAAUAUUAUUCAGUUCAUGAUUUUUUUUUUUUUUUUGCCAACGUGCAAAUUAUGCAA